GGACCAACGAAUCAGUAAUUCAGUAUACAUAUCCUCUGAAAAAUGUGAGUUGUUAGUUAUCUGUCAGUAUCCAUCCUGUUGUAUUCCCCAAUUGUAGCAAUCUCAUUCUGUUUAUCUAUUUCGUCUAUGGCAUUGACUUUACUGUUAGUUUAUAGCCAGAUUGGAAUAGCGGUGAACAAAUGGCAUAUACCUAGUCUCGAGUCAUGUUUAACAGAGAAGGAAGAUUCUAGUGGGAGAGAUUUGGGGUUGGAUUAUUUCAGUUUCUGUGAUGCUGCUCAAUCUUCCAGGUGUGAAGACAUUGUUGAAGAAGGACCUGAUAUGGAAGCACUGGAUUUUCAUUUUGUGGAUGAUAUUGGAUCAUCCAGUUACUACUCUCCCUUUGAGAUGGCUGAAGAGAUUGAAGAGCCAGUGGAGUCAGAAUUUAUCGGACGAGACCUCAAUGUCAAGAGCUGCCAUGAAGAGAAUGAAGUAUGAGAGGAAGUAUAUGAUUUUGCAAAAUAAAAAUUGCUGGUAAUA
Rubroshorea leprosula is the source of this 516-nucleotide messenger RNA. The record is from the annotation of a GenBank genome assembly. NCBI's taxonomy places the organism in Eukaryota, Viridiplantae, Streptophyta, Magnoliopsida, Malvales, Dipterocarpaceae.